Molecule: messenger RNA, 1755 nt
Organism: Linum tenue
Lineage: Eukaryota; Viridiplantae; Streptophyta; Magnoliopsida; Malpighiales; Linaceae
Source: the annotation of a GenBank genome assembly
AAUUCCGCGUCAUUCAAUAACCAAUUUUUAAAUAGUAAUACUAUUCGGAAUCCCCUUGCCGGUCCGGCCAACCUCGCUCGUCGGAAACAACAGAGUGUAUGGUAUCUUUACUGCUCCAUACCGAUUCCUCAGAUUCUCCUCUCCGUUCCUCUCCACAAUCCUCUCCUCAACCUCCGUCAAUGCCUUCCCAAACCUCUCGAAUGCCGCCGCCGCCUCCAAUUCUGCCGUCCACCCCGCCGUGUCCCGCUGACCUAGGUAAAACUCAUCCGAAGAAUGCGUCGAUAGAAGUUCAAUCAGCGAGAUCCCCAAAAGCGUCUGGAGCCUCGCCGUGAUCGUCCUCAAGAAAGCCCUAUCUGGGUUCUCCCGCAUCUCCUCGAAUUCCAGCGUUCCUUCCUCCGGCAUGAACCGCCGGCUGAUGGUGGGGCGAUUCGGCAUGUAGCCGGCAUAAGUGUACUGCCCAAAAUUGGUGGCUGCAUGGAGCGCCGACGCGAUCCAGAUCACAGUCGUGCACGAUUCGAUGAGUUCGUCUCGAUUACGCAUCUUGGGCCACCAGGGCUCGUCUCUCUUGUCCGCAUGGCCGACCUCCACGAGUUCUUUCCACCACGUUUGGAGCUCGACAUCACUCCGAAUCGCAUCGUCGGUUUUGUAGUACAAUGAUGUGUAAUUGGCUACCCAGUUUCUGAUCGCUGACCAGAUGUCGAGCCCGUCAACGGCGUAUGGGUAGUCUUUGAUAAGAAGUCGGAGACCGUGUUUGGACACUGGGUCAGGAACCGCCAUUCCCCUGCAAGUUGUUCGAUGAAAUGCCUGAAUGAGCUCAAAAGUCAAAACUUGCGACGAAGAGAAUUCCAUGCAGUACUUGGCAGGGUAGAGCGUGAACUCCAUCAGUCCUCCUCCAUUGAUGAGGACCUGUCUCCCAAGCGCGUUUAUGUUCAUGGUAUCUCGAAAAUGAGGGUGGAGAAGCUUGAAGAUCGGGUGAACUACGCUGAGCUGCCUGUUUGUGGCAAUGACAAACGGCUCGAUCACGGCAUGAGUGUGCAAGAAGUGACUGAUGAGCUCGUGGUAGCCGGAAUCGUUUACUGCUACAUAUGCUUUGGCCAACUGCCAAAUGAUUUCUUCGAGGCUGCCCUCCUCCUUAUGAUCUGCAGGUGGUGGAGUGUAGACUUUGUUAAUGGCUCCCAACUGGUCUCCGUCGGGAUGUGGCAAGCUCAACUCGAUCGCCAUUGGCUUCAAUGUGUCAUCAUUUUGCAGACUUUAGCAUCCAGCUUGCUCCUCGGUGGGAACUCUUGAAGAAUACUAAUGACAACAGGAUUAAGCCCAGCCAGCAUUUCCCUCGCAAAUUCUUCAUCAGUUCUCCAAGCAGUCCUACUCUCUGCUCAAAGAUUGUCAUCAACACAAACAAGAAAUAAACAAUCCUUUCCCCAUCAGUAUGGAAAAUCAGGUUGAUGAUAUCUAAAGGAAUAUCCUUCCAGAGGUUAUCGAGUGUGGGACCUCGAGGGAGCUUCACCCCUCCAUCGUAUAGCUUCAAAGCAUCAUCGAAGGAAUCAAAUUCAUUGCCAUCCUCAGAGCACAGAGCCUCCAGUUCAGGCUUCACAAUUUGAACGAUGGCUUUGAGCCCGUUAAGAAGGAAAUCGGACAUCUUCAGGUGACCAAAUCUCUCGUCUCUUGGGACGUAUAUGUCUAGACUCAUCAAUAGUGGUAGCCUACUCUCUACCUUGGGAUCUGCUUAGAAAUGAAAAUGAAAUGUAAAUAGGACAG